Molecule: messenger RNA, 1708 nt
Organism: Entrophospora sp. SA101
Lineage: Eukaryota; Fungi; Glomeromycota; Glomeromycetes; Entrophosporales; Entrophosporaceae
Source: the annotation of a GenBank genome assembly
CAACCAACAAAUUUCGAAAUAUUUUUCUCCCUCAACAUCACCUGAAAAAAGGUUGAAUGAUAUUAGAAAUGUUUUGAAUGACACGUUCAAAUUAAAGGAUUUUAGAAAAAAUCAACUUGAAGCAAUUGUUCAAACACUGGAUGGAAAGGACGUUUUUGUAGUAAUGCCAACUAGUGGCGGAAAAAGCUUGUGCUAUCAAUUGCCUGCACUGAUAAAAACAGGAAAAACCAAAGGUGUAACCAUUGUUAUUUCACCAUUGCAAUCACUAAUCAUUGAUCAAGUUUAUAAUUUGGAAAGACACAAUAUAUCAGCAUUAUGCUUAUAUAGUGAGCAAGAAGACAAAGAAAAACAAAAUGUCUACACUGAACUUGAUAAAACCAUACCAAGUUGCAGGUUGCUAUAUUUAACUCCUGAAAUGUUAAAUAAAAAUACAAAAAUUUCUUCAGCAAUAAGAUGUUUGUAUGAGAGAAACCAAUUAGCAAGAUUUGUGAUCGAUGAGGCUCAUUGUGUUAGUGAAUGGGGUCAUGAUUUUAGGCCAGAUUAUAAAAAAUUGCACAACUUGAAGGAAAUUUAUCAAGAUAUCCCUGUCGUCGCUUUAACAGCAACAGCAACUUCUGAAGUAAGAUCUGAUAUAAUAAAUAUUUUAGGAAUCCAAGGUUGUAAAGUUUUAGUGCAAGAAAUUAAUCGAGAAAAUUUGUAUUACAAAGUAUGUGGGAAAGAGAAUGACAGUAGUAAAUCAUUGCAAAAUCUUGUUAAACUUGUUAGAAGUUAUAAUGGAAAAUCGGGAAUCAUUUAUUGUACUACCAAAAAAUGCUGUGAGAAUGUUGCACAAUACAUCCAAAGAUCAGGAAUUCCAGCAAAUUAUUACCAUUCGGAUGUAGAGAAGAAAAACAAAAUUAUUAUACAAAAUGAAUGGCAAUCAGGAAGGCUUCAAAUUGUUGUUGGAACCACAGCCUUUGGAAUGGGGAUCAACAAGCCUGAUGUGCAUUUUAUCAUUCAUUAUUCAUUGCCUCGAUCUCUGGAGGAGUACUAUCAGGAGACAGGGAGGGCUGGCAGAGAUGGAAGCUAUUCUGCAUGUGUUCUUUUAUUUGUAGGUAGUGAGUAUAAAAAAUUAAGAAAAAUUAUAGAAAAAGAAGAUGAGUCUCAAAAGGAUAAAAAAUUAUCAAACCUUCUUUUGAUGAAGGAAUAUUGUGAAAAUACCACAGAUUGUCGCAGGAAACAGUUAUUGGGGCAUUUUGGAGGAAAAUUUGAUCCAUCAAAAUGCAAGGAGAUGUGUGACAAUUGCACAGUGGGGAAAUAUAGGAUUCAUAUGGAGAAUAAGGAUAACUCAUCAUCAAAUACAAUUGAGAUCAUUCAUGAAAGCAAAAAUGCUGCUUCUGGCUUUAAAAGAAAUUCCACAAACAAUUUACAAGAUUAUACUAAUGAAAAGGAAGUGAAUGUAAAUGAAAAAGAAGGAGAGCAAAAACUAGAUGACAGUGAUGAUAAAGGUGAGGAGGUGAAAAAAAAUGACAAUGAUGGUGAGAGAGAAAAUAAAUCUGAGGGUAUGGUUGAUGAUGUUGAAGUUCCAACAUCAUCAAGUCAUGAAACAAGCAUCCCUGAUCAUUCUACAUCAAGUUCCAAAACAUUGAAGAAACGUAAGGAAAUUGUAGGUGAUGAUGAUAGUGAAGACAAGUCUAGAAGUCCUGUUAAAAAAUCAAAGAUAGUGUAA